GAAGCUCGACCUCAGUAACGGGGAAUACCUCCACAUAAAGUCAAGUGAACUAUUAAUUUCUCACCAUGCAGUGCACAAGGUAUGUAAAUAGUAAAUAGAUGCUAGGAGAUGGUUGGAUUGAUUAUCAAUAACUGACAUUUUCAAAUAGAAUACUCAGAGCUGCACAACGUGCAAACCUUACUGGUUUCGACCCAAAGGCAUUAGCUGCCGCAACUGGCAAAAAUGCAGGUGACCCAUGGGCGAGACGGUAAGAUCAGAAGCGCACAAAUGGAACACGUAGAUGCACCGUACUAAUUUGUCCGAUUAGUGAGGCUUGGAGAUAUCAAGGACAAUACUCGAGAUGGAAUCGAUUUUCAAACUCCUUCCCCGGAUUGGGCAUUGCGACGGUAGCAUUUACGGUAUACUGCGGAUACGAAUACUUCUUCAUUCCGGACGAUCAUCAUUCAGAGGGAGUUCAUGGCGUGGGACAUCCUUGAAGAAUCGAUGGUGGGAGGGUCGAUGUACAUAUGGGUUAAAUUUUAUCCUUGGGGCUGAUCACCCCAUUUCAAACGAGAAAUGCGCACACUUCAUUCAUGGUUAUA
Sclerotinia trifoliorum is the source of this 581-nucleotide messenger RNA. The record is from the annotation of a GenBank genome assembly. Lineage: Eukaryota; Fungi; Ascomycota; Leotiomycetes; Helotiales; Sclerotiniaceae.